This is a messenger RNA of Drosophila rhopaloa, 544 nucleotides long. RefSeq lists its product as uncharacterized. The record is from RefSeq and is a predicted model, not a curated record. The coding region runs from base 31 to 483 and encodes 150 amino acids. Lineage: Eukaryota; Metazoa; Arthropoda; Insecta; Diptera; Drosophilidae. The transcript has a single exon.
AAUCAGAUAUAAUCAAAAUUCUUUCCCAAAAUGGGACGUGCUGAAAAAAUGUGUACGGGAAAGACGGCAUGUUGCUGCCUUGUCUCCAAGGCGACGUCGAUCAGUAAACAUUCGAUAAAGAGUGGCGACAGAUUCGCCUUUCGAGGCGAUGGCACUGGGCGCAAUCCCUUCUUUCGGUUUCUGGCCCACUUCCGGAAGUGCUACAAGGAUAGGCUUUGCCACUUACCCCCGGGCCAGGUAACUCUAAUGGGCAGCAGGGUGUGGAAGUGCAUGACUCUGGCGGAGAAGGAGCCCUUUAUCGCAGCCGCCCGCAUGUUCAGCUACACGUUUCGAUCGCGGAGCAAGAAGGUCAACUGGCUGCUUGCGAAGCUGCGGGAAUCUGCUGUUGAGCUGGAAUGUCAGGGCACGGCGCAGUGGAUGCUGAUAAACGGCAUCAAGACCUGGGAGCAAUGCGUGCUGAAUGAUCUUCUAGACCGUGGAUAACAAUAAAAACAAGGGAGAGUAGAAUUAAUUGCAAUCUUUAAUAAAUGAUCGCUCAAGGUAA